GUUUUUCCUGACUCCUUGCUUCAUAUUGCAUCACGUUAGUUAAUAGCUUUUAAUAUUGUUUGAAGAAUGGAAUUAGGUAGAAAAUUCUUUUUAUAUAAUUACCAAUUUUAAUUGAUAAGUGAUGGGACGAAAUCAUUAUUUAGGAAUAACGAAAAUAAAAGCAGUACACUAUAUAUGAACAGAAAUAAAUAGUAUCUGUAUAUUUUAGAUGCAUUAAGAAAUAACAUAGUGCACUAUUCGUGUACUACAAAGAACAAAAAAAGACCUCUGGAUACAACAAAUUCAUCCGAUUUUUCUCAACUCACUAAUUUCACAAAAGAAUGUUGGAUUGACUGACGAACGUGACAGCGAUACGCUUGGAAUGGAAUUAUUAUGAGCAAUGUACCGUAACGAUCGUCCUUAUCGGGAUUGAUAAGCUUAUUUUAACUCCG
Molecule: messenger RNA, 431 nt
Organism: Heterotrigona itama
Lineage: Eukaryota; Metazoa; Arthropoda; Insecta; Hymenoptera; Apidae
Source: the annotation of a GenBank genome assembly